This is a messenger RNA of Synchytrium microbalum, 798 nucleotides long. RefSeq lists its product as uncharacterized. Lineage: Eukaryota; Fungi; Chytridiomycota; Chytridiomycetes; Synchytriales; Synchytriaceae. The transcript has 5 exons. The coding region runs from base 1 to 798 and encodes 265 amino acids. The record is from RefSeq and is a predicted model, not a curated record.
AUGAGGACGGUCUCACCCACUACAUUCUACCUCAUGAAUACACUGCUAUGUGCGCAAUACGUAUAUGCUACUCUGGGUCCUACAGACUUGACUCUCAAUUCUAUGUGCACUUCUCAAUCUCAAAACACUGCUGGGCUGUGUGCAAACAAUACUUGUAUUGCUCAAAAGGCUUGUGAUAAUAUGCCGGGGGAUGUGGAUCCUACUGGCUGGAUUUCUGUAGCGAAUCCACAAUGUGAUAGUCAGGUUGUAUUUGAUGUUGACUGGAGUGCUACAAAUGGAGUUCAAAAAGUCGGCUUGGUCAAGUUCCUAUGGGGCGACCGACAAAGUGGAGCCGUGUUACUCUCAUUCAAGGCUCCUCCACCAGCUACUGUGGAUUAUGUUGCUGUCAACAUUGGGUACCAGAACAACCAAACGGAUAAAUACAACUACUUUGACCUGGAAGGAGCUGGGAUGGCUCCUUCGGCUAUUGGACUCAGGCUUGUAUUCUCUCAGUUGACUUUGAAUCAAGGAACUUGCUAUGUCGCCAUGCAAGAGGUCGCUGCAUAUUCUUCUGACGGAAACUUCUCAUCUGCACCAUCAUCAGGACUAAACACUGGAGCCAAAUUCGGCAUAGCAAUAGGCGUCAUUUUGGGAGCCGGGCUUCUUGCUGCUGGAGCACACUUUGUCACGAAGCAGUUCAACGCGAAGAAUCGUCGCAAUGAUGUUUCGUUGAAGAUUAUUUCUGGUGAGCAUCAAACUGCUGAAGCUCCAGCAGUGAAUCCGUUCCGUGAUCCUUCGUUGAGGGCAGUUCCUUUGUAA